Sorghum bicolor (sorghum) is the source of this 1086-nucleotide messenger RNA. Its product is annotated as translation initiation factor IF-2-like. Bases 1 to 1086 code for a protein of 361 amino acids. The record is from RefSeq and is a predicted model, not a curated record. NCBI's taxonomy places the organism in Eukaryota, Viridiplantae, Streptophyta, Magnoliopsida, Poales, Poaceae. The transcript has 6 exons.
AUGGAUGAGAUAGGUCUCGGCGUUUCGUCCUGGGUCCUCGAGGCGUGCCGGAUGUCCAACGAGGCUCCGACGAACGAUGAGGUCGCGACCCGGGUCAGGGCGGCUGUCGCUGGUGACUUCAAGGCGGAGCAUGUCAACGGCUUCCCUAUGAGGCCCGACGUGGGGUCAAUUGACUUGGGAUUGAUCAACGUUCGAUCCUCGAGACCUCCAGUGAAGGAGGAUGAGGUCGAUCGUGACAAGCGGCGAGAGUCCGCGGAGAAGCAGAAGCAGAGGGGGGAACCUGAGGAAGAGUCCCAUGAUGAGGAUGAGGGCGAUGAUGGCGACGAUAGCGACGAUUCGGAGGGAAUGGCGUCCCGUCUCGACCGGAUCCUCGAGGGUCCGCCUCGUGCCGACGCCGAUGCCCCGCGGACGGGAGCACCAAAAGAGGGACCAGGCGGGUCUUUUGAGAGGCAGCAGAGGGAGUUGUCCCCUCGUCGCUCCCGUGCUGACAUCCCUCCUGCGCCGGCUCAAAGUCAGUCCGUCCCGCGCCCCCAACCUCCCCCUGCGCCAAAGGCGGGCGACCGGGCCAAGCCCCAGGCGACGGGGCCGUUGACCCGUGGCCGUGCCGCGGCCUCCGGCAAGGGGGAAACAAGCCGCAGGAGCUCUAGCCUUGGCGCUCGUCAGGCGGGAGACGCCGAGCUGAGGCCUGCGCCCGCUCGUGAGGGGCCUGGAGCCUUAACGCGAGGCGGUUCGAGGCCUGCCGGUCGAGGUACCGGCAGGCGGGCCGUCCUCCCUGUGGGGUUGAAGCGGACGCUCGAGCAGGCCCAGCCCUCGUUGGCCAAAAGGCUUAAAGUAGGAGCAGCCUCCAAUGGUUCACGCUCCUCCGACCCUCGAUCGCUGACCGGUGCUGAGAACGCCCCGCCCCGUACCUUGGUGGGUGAAUCUGCCCCAUCGUCGCCAAAACAGGACGCUCGUCCUAUGGACGAGGAGGCCCAGAUCUCUCUCACCGCAAAGCGGAUGCCCUGGCCUGCCGGGCUUCGCUCCGUCGAGGAGCAGAGGAAGAAGGAGGAGGAGGAGCGCGAGCAGGAGACGCGGCGGCAGCCGUAG